AUUUGAAUUAAAUAAUACUUACAUUUAACUAAUAUUAAUAAUAUGCAUUUAAAUUAUAUUUAAUCAUAUAUACUUACAUACGUAUUUAACUAAUUUACGUAAUUUUAACCUUAUAUUUUAAAAUUAAUAACAUAUGUAUUGCCAAUAUUAUAUUUAAUAAUAUACUUACAUAUGUAUUUAUUAACAAAUUUACAUAUUUAACUAAUUUACAAAAAAUACGUAAUUCAAAUUACAUACCUUAUCUGCAUAAACAGGAAAAAUGAUAUGAGAUGGGUAGAUUACAUCCUUCAAUUCUAUCUGGAAUUCUAUCUGGAGUACGUAGAUGGUGUGAUUUUGUUGAAUGAAGCAGAGGCUGCAUAUAUAAAUUUUGUAGUCACGGACUUAGUCACGGAUGUGUCCGUGACUACAUGUUUUUGUACGAAUUGUCGGUGCACUUUAAAUUUGGAACGUUGAAAAAAUCAAUUUUGCACUUGUCACGGAAUUAGUCACGGACAAAUCCGUGACUACUUUUUUUUUAACGGUUCCGUGACUAAACCGUGAUUAGAACCGUGACUAACUAGUCACGGACCAAAUCCGUGACUAACUAGUCACGGACCAAAUCCGUGACUACGGUUCGUGACUAAAGGCGAAUUUUUUUGUAGGGCACAUUCUCUUGCUUUAUUUGAUCCGUAUAUCUCCAGGUCUAAUCAUACAUGACAUGAUAUUUGAUUAUACUCAACUGGGUGUGUGGCCAAAUCAAUUUUUUGUAUGAUAUUUUGCAUCCUUGCUUGCACCUUUCAGUCUUGGGUCUAUACGUCAAAUAUUUAUGUCUUGGUGGCUUCAGGCAGGCACUAAGAGUAUAGUUGACUGUUUUAAGCAUAACUUACAAGGGAUUAUAGCCUGGCAUAUCUGGAAACUUUACUGUAAUCUGGUAUGGGGGGAGCUCAAUAAAGCGCCUUCUAUUGAAUUUAGUAUUCAUCAAAUCAGAUUAUUCUCAAAAGCCUGGUCUUCCAAUCUCAAUUCAGUUGGGGCGAUUUCUCUCACUGGUGUCUUAGAAGAAGAACACCUUAUACCUAAAUCAUUUCGGUUCCCUAAGCCCAAAAUUAAAACGGUAAAGUGGAAAUUACCUGGCACUGAUUUAAAGCUUAAUGUGGAUGCCUCCUCCUCAUCGGAUGGCUCGGUUGGUGGUGCGGUGAUGAGAACAAGAUCUGGUGACCUAAUUUUUGCACUUCAUUUCCCCAUUCGGUCAAGAUCUCCGCUGGACGCAGAGAUGGUUGCCUUUCAUUUUUUGAUCCGCUGGGCGAUUGAACAUGGAUUUACAGGUUUCGAAGCUGAGACAGAUUCACUGGGAGUCAUUAACUUUGUUUGUGGUGGUUGCAUGGAGAAAGCUCAAAGAUGAUUUUGGGAAUUGGUCGGAUGAACACGGUAUAAUCUUCAGACAUACGCUCAGGGAAGCCAACAGACCAGCUCAUAUUUUGUCUAAAUGCUUUGAAGGUGACCUGCGUGUUUAUUAUUUGAACAGUCAACUUCAUAUUUUGGUCAGAAGAGCUAUCUUAGCGGAUAAACUUGGCUUAGUCUUAUUUUAGAAUUUACUUCUGUAAUUGAUGUUGUUUCUUUAAUAAAAUUUGGUAGAUGUUCCCGUCAUGUGCCCCACUGAUUUUGGUGGUUGGCCUUCCGAGUUAAAAAUAACUUUUGUCAGUUCUUGAUGAUUCUUGUUCAAAAUUAUUCUAAAUUUAUCAAAUUAUC
Messenger RNA from Cuscuta europaea, 1725 nucleotides. The record is from the annotation of a GenBank genome assembly. Lineage: Eukaryota; Viridiplantae; Streptophyta; Magnoliopsida; Solanales; Convolvulaceae.